GUUCAUUAGUUUGUACAUGGUAUGGGAGCAUUGGGAAUUUCGGUAGCUUCAUCCGUUAGCGGAUGAAGAGUCGCGACUAAGUCCGUCGCCCGUGUUCAUCUGCUUCGCCGUCACCUGUGUUCAUCCCCAUCGCCACCAAUUGAAAGGUUCAAGUUCUCUACCCAAUUAUUGAAUUAUUCAAUUCAAUUGGCAAGUGGGUAGGCCACUGUCCGUCACUGUCCAGGAGCUUUAUUAUUAUUUUUUUUUGAUGGCGUCCGAAGCAUCAUCAGACACAAAGAGGGCACGCCUUAUCCACGACCCAUCAUCAAUUUAUUAUCUUCAUCCGUCGGAAGGUCCCGGUAAUUCUUUAACCAAGUUCCUUCUCAAAUGUGAUAACUUUGAUAUAUGGGAAAAAGCGAUUCGUAAUGCGUUAGGAGGACGUGGUAAAUCUAUUUUUUUGUCUCCGGUGGAUGUUCCUAAACCUGUUGAUGAAAAUGAAUUAUCGGCUUGGUAUGCUAAUCACCAAAUUAUCUGUAGUUGGAUUUUCAACAGUGUUGAUGAAUCCAUUCAACCUAGUAUUGUGUCUCACACUAUAUCAUCUGAAUUAUGGGAUGAUCUUAGAAAGAGAUAUAGUUGUUCCAAUGGGCCUCGUAUAUAUCAGUUGAAAUCUGAAUUGACUUCUCUCCGUCAAAAGGGCCAAAGUGUUGUCUCUUACUACAACCAAUUUAUUACUUUGUGGAAGCAACUCAAUGGUCUGUCUGAUCCGACGGAUGGUUGCAAGUGUGAGGCUGCCGUGGCUACACGUGCCCGUAUUGAACGAGAUAAAACAAUUGAUUUUUUACUUGGAUUAGAUGAUGAGCAGUUUGGUAAUAUACGUUCCCAAAUUCUUGGAACGGAACCUGUGCCUGAUAUUGAUCGUGCAUACUAUCUCAUCUCUCAAGAAGAGAGACACUGUGGAAUCAUUCGUGCCCGUGAUGAUCGAACUGAAUCCGUUGCCUUUGCUACUCGCCAAGAUCGUCGUCCACCUUCUUCCGGACGAUUGUUGUGCUCACAUUGUGGUAGGACAAAUCACAACGUGGAUACAUGUUUUGAACUUGUUGGUUUUCCUGCUCAUUACGGAAGGGGUGGAGGGGGUCGCGGUGGUGCAUCUCGUGGGGGUCGUAGUGGCAGCAGACCUGGUGGGGUUCGGCCAGGUGGCAGCAUGGGUGGCAGACAUGCUGGCGGCUUUGGACAUCAUGCGGCCAGCAGAGGCAGUAAUCUGCCAUCUCAUACCAGCGCCGAGGUGUCCCAGAAUAAUGCUAAUUCUUGAGUUGUUAAUGCUACUAAAAUUGAUACCGGAGGGGCCCUUAGUGAUCAGAUGAAUCGAUUGAUGUCUAUGUUGGAAGCUUCCGCUUCUCAUGCUUACACUGGUACCUCUUUUUCCUCUUGUGAGUGGCUAAUUGAUAGUGGUGCUUCGCACCAUAUGACUGGCGUUCUAUCUCAUCUGUUUGAUAUUGAGGAAGUUUCUCCCCAAUCUAUUUGUCUGCCUGAUGGCUCUCGCAUACAUGCCGUUAAAAAGGGGAGCGUUCGCUUGUCAUCUACUUUGGUUCUUCAUAAUGUGUUUUAUGUACCAAAUUUACACUGUCACUUAAUUUCGGUUGGUUGUUUGGUUCUUGAAACCCCCUGUUAUGUAACUUUUAAUGAUCAUUGUUGUGUAAUACAGGACCGUUCGUCGAAGAUGGAGAUUGGACGGGGUGAUCUUCGGAAUGGUGUGUAUGUCUUUGCUUCUCCUCCUGCGUCAGCUCUUGUUGCUCAUACCGA
Cuscuta campestris is the source of this 1779-nucleotide messenger RNA. The record is from the annotation of a GenBank genome assembly. NCBI's taxonomy places the organism in Eukaryota, Viridiplantae, Streptophyta, Magnoliopsida, Solanales, Convolvulaceae.